UUUAUUCUGAAAUCAGACCGGAACAUUUGUGUGUAUUUCCUGUCAAAUAUGUUACACCGGAAGAGCCCAUAGGUUCGGACUGCGACCGGUCCAUAGCUUCUCCUGUCUGGGGACCCAAAGGCUGGGAAGCAAGACGCAGUCGCAGACGUGACAGAAACGGGGCCAAGAUGGAUUCGUAGAGCAGGUCACCUGCUGGACACACCAUGUCAGCGGCUCAGAUGGAGAAGGAGGCUGGCGAGGCCUGCUGGGGGGCCCUUGAGGGUCUGGGCCUCAGUCAGAAGGAGCUGGUCCUCGCUGAAGCCCUGCAGAUGGAGUAUGACGCCCUCUCGAGGCUGAAGCAGGACUGCAGUGGACCUGCCGGGAUGACCAGUGACCGACCCGGGUCCACAGUAAGCCACUCAGAACCAACAGAAGUAAACCCAGUUACUCGAGCUGAGCCUGCAGAGAACCGACUGGAAGGCCCCUCUCGUGACCCUCCUCUAGAGGGCAGGGCUCGGGAGCCCAUGUACAUCCUGCCCUCAUGUGACCUCAGCAAGUUGGGCGACCCGCCUGAAUCAUCCCAUCUACCCGACACUCCCCCCCCAGACCUCACCCCUCCUGCCAUCCCUCCCAGGAUCCCACUGGGCAAAAACCCGCCGCCUCUGCCCCGUGGUCCCACACCAGUUCUUGACGUCAAUCUUUUCACCCCUGACAAAGACCCUCCCAAAGUCCAGUCCGAUGUCAUCAACUACUCACUGUCCCGUAACAACGCGGAGCAUUCCGGGAAGCCUGUGGGUCGGAGUCAGACCCUGCCCCCCCAGAUCCCGCCCAGGACCUACCUCCCUGUUAACAAGAGCAACAGAAACCAGCGCAGGGCAUCAGUCGACCCAGUUAGAUCAGAACCACGUGUGUCACACCGAGGCAACGGAUUUGCAUACCAGCUCUUCCAGGUUUCUGAAGAACGAGACGAAGAGGUGGCUGCAUUCUGUCACAUGCUGGACAUCCUGCGCUCAGCGUUCCCUUACAACGACCCAUCCACGAACUCUGGUUUGAUCUGGGCUGCCGGUGGGGAUGAAGGUCAACUGGGGGUGCACUCCCCCGUGAAGGUGUCGGUGGUCAGCGAGCACUUCAGCGAGCCGUUGACUUUCACGUGCGACGGCUCCUCCACUGUGGAUCUGCUCAUCUACCAGACUCUGUGCUACGCUCAGGAUGACCUGGACCACGUGGAUGUCAGUCAGUACCUGCUGAAGGUGUGCGGAUACCACAAGUUCCUCCACAACUCUCAGACUCUUGGAACACUGGAAUUUGUCCAGCAGUGUUUAAAGUUUGACUGCGAUGUUCACCUGUUUUUGACGAAGAGAUCAUCAGUCAUCAGGGAGCUGUCACGCACGGAAGAUGAUGAUGCAACGGCAUCCACCAUGAACCACAACAUUCUGCUGCAGGAGCGACCAAUCAGACAGACUGUGACCAGGGAGGCAUUGACACUUUUGCUGGACACUUUUUACACUGAAGCCGAGUCCUUCCUGCUGUCUGAGGCAGAGCUGCCGCUGCAUGUGGAGCGUCUGGUUCAGUCUGUUAAAGCUCUGUGCAGCUCGCUCGCUGCCGUGGAGACCCCUGAAGUGACCUCUGCCCUGAGCCAGCUGCCUGCCUGCCCCUGUCGCGUCCAGCCCAGAGUUCUCAAGGACGCGUCGGUGUUGCUCCUGCGUGAAAACCGAGAAAAAGUGGUGGAGAAGUUGACCGCCGCCAUCUUGGAUCUAGUGGAAUUGUACUGCAACACAUUCAAUGCCAACUUCCACACGACCAUGCAGAGCCACUGCAGCACCACGCCGGUGCAGGAGGCCGGCUUGGUCACCAGCGUGCUGUCCUUCAACGUAUAUGCCGCCCACCGGGUCCCGGUCACGUGGGCUGCCAGCUAUGAGGGGUACUUCCUGUCGUGCUCGCUGACCCACGGAGGGGUGGAGCUGUGUGCGCCCCAACAUACCAGCAAGCAGCUGGUCAGCAAAUACCUCUUCCACCUGGUGGUGUGGGACCAGAGGGUGAGUUUCCCUGUCCAGAUCGACCAAUUACCCCGGGAGACUCAGCUGACGGUGACGCUGUAUGCCAGCUCGCUGCUGCCCCCCGUAGGACCUGAAGACAAAGGCAAGCAGCGCCGCAGUGUGGAGACUCUGGGCUGGGUGACGCUGCCGCUCUUCAACUUCAGACAUGUGCUGACCUGUGGCAGGAGGUUACUGGGUCUGUGGCCGUCUGGUUCUGGAGCAUCUGGAAACGCCCGCUCCAGUUCGCCCAACUUCAGCCAGCCGGACAGCGUCAUUUUGCAGGUGGACUUCCCCACCUCGUCCUUCCAGGUGGUCUUCAACACUCCUCCAGCAGCAGACUUCUGUCCUCAGUACGACUUUGCCAGACUGGACACUGUCACUCAGACACAGCUGGAUAAAGUUCUGACCCACAAGUCCUUGUUCUGGUUGACUGUGGAGGAGAAGCGUCUCUUGUGGGAGAAGAGGUGGUUCUGUCGGUCUCAGAGUUCUGCGCUGCCACUGGUUCUUUCCAGCGCUCCCUGCUGGCAGUGGACCUGCCUGCCAGACAUCUAUGCACUACUGAAGCAGUGGAGCCGCCUGGGUCACCUGGAUGCCCUCGGGCUCCUGCACGCCUCUUUUCCUGACCUGGAGUUGAGGAGAACUGCUGUUCAGUGGAUGGACUCGAUCUCAAAUCUGGACCUGCUGGACUUCCUUCCUCAGCUGGUCCAGGCUCUCAAGUACGAGUGCUACCUGGACAGUUCGCUAGUUCGCUUCCUGUUGCGCCGCGCUAUAGCUGAUGUACGCAUCGCCCACUAUCUCUUCUGGCUGCUGAAGGACAACCUGCAGGACAGUCAGUUCAGUGCUCGCUAUCAGCACCUGCUGGCCGCGCUGCUAUGCUGCGUGGGGCGUCAGCUCCGCGACGAGUUUGACCGUCAGAGCUGGCUGGUGUCCGUCCUUGCUAAGGUGUCCCAGAAGGUCCGUGAGGCGGCGCCCUCCAACAGACAGGGUGUCCUCCGGGAGGGACUGGAGGAUGUUAAGGACUUCUUCUCUGUUAAUGAAACCUGCAGGCUGCCUCUAAACCCCACACUGCAGGUUCGGGGAGUCAAUGUCCAGUCGUGCUCCUUCUACAACUCCAAUGCUGUCCCGUUGAGACUCUCCUUCCAGAACGUGGACCCCCUCGGGGACCACGUCAAUGUCAUCUUCAAGUCAGGAGAUGACCUGCGUCAGGACAUGCUGACCUUGCAGAUGAUCCGAAUCAUGAACAAGAUCUGGAUCCAGGAGGGUCUGGACAUGAGGAUGGUCCUCUUCAGGUGCUGCUCCACGGGCAGAGGACGAGGGAUGGUGGAGAUGAUCCCUCACUCUGACACUCUGAGGAGGAUCCAGGUCGAACACGGUGUCACUGGCUCCUUCAAAGAUCGGCCUCUGGCUGACUGGCUGCAGAAACACAACUCAUCUGAAGAGCAGUAUGAGAAGGCAGUGGAAAACUUCAUCUACUCAUGUGCCGGCUGCUGCGUGGCCACCUAUAUCCUGGGAAUCUGCGACCGGCACAACGACAACAUCAUGCUGAAGACCAGCGGCCACAUGUUCCACAUUGACUUUGGAAAGUUCCUCGGCCACGCACAGAUGUUUGGCAACUUCAAAAGAGACCGCGCUCCCUUUGUCUUCACCUCGGACAUGGCCUACGUCAUCAACGGUGGAGACAAGCCGUCCAGCCGCUUCCACGACUUUGUCGACCUUUGCUGUGCGGCGUACAACCUGAUCCGCAAACACACACGACUGUUCCUGAACCUGCUGGGCCUGAUGUUGUCCUGUGGGAUUCCUGAACUUUCCAAUCUUGAUGACCUCAAGUAUGUCCAUGAUGCGCUGAGACCUCAAGAGUCAGAAGCAGACGCCACCAUGUAUUUCACAAGGUUGAUCGAGUCCAGUCUCGGCAGCGUCGCCACCAAGCUCAACUUCUUCAUCCACAAUCUGGCUCAGAUGAAGUUCAUGUCGUCCGAAGAUCGUCCGGCGCUCAGUUUUGCGUCAAAGGUUCACACACUAAAGAGCGAUGGCGCCAUCAGGAGUCUUUACGUUUGUCGACACGUUCGAUCAACCAGUCACAGUCGGGGACACACUUUCAUGGUGAAAGUGGAGCGGGAAGGCCAGCAGGAGGCAGAGCUCAUCCAGAGAACGUUCGAGGAAUUUCAGGAGCUCCACAGUAAAUUAAGACUCAUGUUCCCAUCCAGCAGAUUACCCAGGUACACACAGAAGCACACGUCAGUACAUACACACACAGAAGCUUCAGUCACCGGGUCGCCCCCCCACAGCUUUCCCAGCAGGUUUGUGAUUGGCCGGUCAAGAGGGGAGGCCUCAGCAGAUAGGAGGAGAGAUGAGCUGAAUGGUUACGUGUGGCACCUGAUCCACUCACCCCCAGAGGUGGCAAAGAGUGAUCUGGUCUACACCUUCUUUCAUCCACUAUCCCGGGAUGAGAAACCAGGACCUCCAGCCAUUAAACAAGCUGAGAGCACGUGGUCAGCAGCUGUAGAGAAAGAAAUGGGUGAAGUCAAACUCUCCAUCUCCUACAAGAACGACAAGCUCUUCAUCAUGGUCAUGCACAUCCGAGGACUGCAGCCCCUCCAGGACGGCUCUGAUCCGGACCCGUAUGUGAAGCUCUACUUGCUGCCGGACCCACAGAAGACGAGCAAGAGGAAGACAAAGUCUGCACGGCGCACCUGCAACCCGACCUACAACGAAAUGCUGGUGUACGAUCGGAUCCCGCAGGGAGACUUGAACCAACGUGUCAUCCACCUGCGCGUUCUGGGUGAUGGAGCGUUUUGGGAAAGCACACUACUGGGUGAAGCACUCAUCCCUCUCAAGAGGCUGGUACCAGGUCAACACUGGGUCGACUGGCACCAGCUGGGUCCGGUCCGCUCUGAAGCAGGGCACUGAUCCAGAGGCCUGUCGUUGUAGUCAUCGGCCUUGCAGGAGAAAUGAUGGAGGAACGGUUGGUCACAUGACCACGGGCUGGCCUUCGCUCAUCGCACUACUUGAGGAAGCAACUGACUAAAAAAUGAUUGUCCCCUUUUUAUGACCAGACUUUGGACUUCAGUCCUGGACGCACAAACGCUAACUUGAAGAAUGUGAAUGCAACAUUUUUAUUUGAUGUUGUGAUUUCGAUUUGGAGCGAGUGGUGUGUCAGACUAUCGAGUCUGUUUCCAUAGUUGCCACAGAUGCUAAGUGACGCUAACACGUGAAUGACACUUUUGUUUUGCACUAAAAUAAAACUCUGAUCU
Synchiropus splendidus (mandarinfish) is the source of this 5266-nucleotide messenger RNA. It is a transcript of the gene pik3c2b, whose product is annotated as phosphatidylinositol-4-phosphate 3-kinase, catalytic subunit type 2 beta. Gene Ontology annotation, molecular function: 1-phosphatidylinositol-3-kinase activity; 1-phosphatidylinositol-4-phosphate 3-kinase activity; phosphatidylinositol binding. Gene Ontology annotation, cellular component: cytoplasm; phosphatidylinositol 3-kinase complex; plasma membrane. Lineage: Eukaryota; Metazoa; Chordata; Actinopteri; Syngnathiformes; Callionymidae. The coding region runs from base 204 to 4922 and encodes 1572 amino acids. The transcript has 31 exons. Gene Ontology annotation, biological process: phosphatidylinositol-3-phosphate biosynthetic process; phosphatidylinositol-mediated signaling; cell migration. The record is from RefSeq and is a predicted model, not a curated record.